Molecule: messenger RNA, 682 nt
Organism: Sinocyclocheilus rhinocerous
Lineage: Eukaryota; Metazoa; Chordata; Actinopteri; Cypriniformes; Cyprinidae
Product: mitochondria-eating protein-like
Exons: 4
Coding region: 37-642 (201 amino acids)
Biological process (GO): mitochondrial protein catabolic process; mitophagy by internal vacuole formation
Cellular component (GO): mitochondrial outer membrane
Source: RefSeq, a predicted model, not a curated record
GUCCUGAAGCAGGAUUACAGCAGCAGAUCUGCAGCUAUGGCUGACACUUUACGACGACUGGUCAACUCAUCUCCAUAUGGCGUUUUGCAGGACAAACUGGAAGCUUGGUACAAAGACUAUCAUGUGUUCUCUUGUGACCAGAACCUGAAUAGGUGCUGUGAGCUAGUGGAGCUCACCUCUAAAAUUCAGGGUCAAUUGUUCACCAUACUCAACCUUACAGCACAAGAAGGGGGACAUUAUUCAGGUGUUGACACACUGAAAUCUCGCCUUUUGCCAUGGCUUGGCUCUUGCUUCACCAUUGCAGCUUCGUCUGUCUCCACAGAUACCAGCCUUAGCCUCAUUCAGGAAUCUAUGGAGAAAGAUCGGAAGAUUCGUGAACUAUCCUCAGUUCAUGAGAGCGACAUGCAGAAAAUAGAAGACAAGCUGUGUUCUACACGUAUGGAGUUGGAUACAGUUAAACAGGAGUCGGUAUCAAUUCUAGUAACAAGUCUAAAUGAGAUAGUUGGUGCUAAGAGUGUCAGUAGGGAUAUGGAAUUCUGUAUGAAUUUCUUUGUAAAAUUCUCUUCCUUUAUUACCAACAUCCUAAUCAAGGGGCAAUUUGUUGAAAAACAGAGGUAUGGGGGAAUAUUUAAAAAUUACUAGCUACAGUACGUUUACAUGCACCCAAAAAGUCUGUCAGUAA